Ostrinia nubilalis (European corn borer) is the source of this 1152-nucleotide messenger RNA. Its product is annotated as pancreatic triacylglycerol lipase-like. Lineage: Eukaryota; Metazoa; Arthropoda; Insecta; Lepidoptera; Crambidae. The record is from RefSeq and is a predicted model, not a curated record. Gene Ontology annotation, molecular function: lipase activity. The transcript has 6 exons. Bases 68 to 1072 code for a protein of 334 amino acids. Gene Ontology annotation, biological process: lipid catabolic process.
GAAAUUAAUAUAAAUAGGAAUUUCGGAUUCGGAUUGAAUUAAUCGUGUUAAUCCGCGAACAGGCACGAUGCAUUCAUUGCUGAUCCUUUUGAUCGCUUCAACAGCAUAUAUCGCUUCGGCGUUACCGCUGGAGAAUGACGUCACUGGUGUCGAGAAGACCUACCCUCGAUUCAUCGAGUUCCCAGAUGGCGAUGGCAACUUGCACACCGUAGAUCUGGAAGCAGAACCCGACUGGGAGCUUCUGGCUGAAAUCGAAAGGAAUCCUGCAAACAACCAAUACUUUUUAUACACCAGGCGUAAUAGUAAUUCAGCUCAGGCCUUGAUCAUGAACGAUGCCAACUCCAUCCGCAACUCCAACUACAACCCCAAUGUCCCCACCGUCGUGAUCUCCCACGGCUGGCUCAGCAAACAAAGCACCAGCAUCAAUCCUGCUAUCAGAGAUGUUUACCUGAGAAGAAAUGACGUCAACGUGAUCGUUUUGGACUGGAGACGCCUCGCUAUUUCCGACUAUAUCACCGCCGUUCGUGGUGUUCCCGGUGUUGGCCGAGGCCUUGGCCAGUUCAUCAAUUUCCUGCUCAGCACCGUUGGUGGCAACUUGAACAACUUCCACCUCAUCGGGUUCAGUCUUGGCGCUCAUGUGGUCGGCAACGCUGGCAGGGAAUUGGGAGGAAGAGUUGCCCGUGUUACUGGUCUUGACCCUGCUGGUCCUAUGUGGCACUACAACUCGAACAGAAUCAACCGCAACGACGGCAUCUACGUCGAAGCCAUCCACACUGACGGUGGCAUCUACGGUUUGGGCAUCGGGUCUGCUGUGGCUGACGCUGACUUCUUCCCCAACGGUGGUUUCAACCAGCCUGGCUGCAUUACCGACAUUUGCGACCACAACCGUGCCUGGGAACUGUUCGCGGCUACGGUCACCCACAACCACUUGCAGGGAAACCAGUGUGACAGCAUGACUCAAGUCACUCUGAACCGUUGCCGCGGAGCUACUCUCAACAUGGGAAAUGAUAACUUGAGGAAAACUGGAAACGGUAUCUUCCGCGUCAACACUGCCAGACGGUAUCCCUUCUAAACGAAACAACAUGUGAUUAUUUUUUGAAGAUCUCUAAUUUUUUAAUGAAACCUAAGUAUUCAAAUAAAACAUCAGAUGAU